Meriones unguiculatus (Mongolian gerbil) is the source of this 2373-nucleotide messenger RNA. RefSeq names its product zinc finger Y-chromosomal protein 2-like. The transcript has 7 exons. Gene Ontology annotation, biological process: regulation of transcription by RNA polymerase II. NCBI's taxonomy places the organism in Eukaryota, Metazoa, Chordata, Mammalia, Rodentia, Muridae. Gene Ontology annotation, cellular component: nucleus. Gene Ontology annotation, molecular function: RNA polymerase II cis-regulatory region sequence-specific DNA binding; metal ion binding; DNA-binding transcription activator activity, RNA polymerase II-specific. The record is from RefSeq and is a predicted model, not a curated record. Bases 1 to 2373 code for a protein of 790 amino acids.
AUGGAUGAAGAUGAAUUUGAAUUGACCCCACAAGAAGAAAACUCAUUGUUUGAUGGAAUAGGAGCUGAUGCAGUACACAUGGAUAGUGAUCAGAUUAUUGUGGAAGUACAAGAAACUGUUUUUUUAUCUAAUUCAGAUGUUACUGUGCAUAAUUUUGGUCCUGAUGAUCCAGACUCAAUUAUAAUUCAAGAUGUUAUUGAAGAUGUUAACUGCCCACAAAUAUUAGAGGAAACAGAUGUAUCAGACGAUGUCAUCAUUCCUGAGCAGCUGCUAGAUUUAGAUAUAGCUGAAGAAGUGUCUUUGGCACAGUUCCCAAUUCCAGACAUUUUAACUUCAAGUUUUACAUCAACCUCAUUGAAUAUGCCUGACCAUGUAUUGAUGAGUGAAGCUAUUCAUGUGUCUGAUGUGGAAGACAUUGAGCAUGUGAUUGAUGACAGCAUAGUAGAAGCAGAAGUCAUCACUGAUCCUCUGACAGCUGACAUUUCAGAAAUUCUGGUACCAGAUUGUGCUUCUGAAGCAGUUUUAGAUUCCAGUGGGAUACUUCUGGAGCAGCAAGAUGAUGGCAAAAACAACUCUGAGGACUUUCUUACAGUUUCUUUGGAUGAUGCUGGCAAAACAGAUCAUGAAGGUUCCACUGAAGUUACCAUGCAUGCUGAGUCAGAAAUUGAUCCUUAUAGAUCUGAGGGCACAUCUCCUGAAGUUAUCAAGGUGUACAUUUUUAAAGCUGACCCUGGAGAGGAUGAUGUAGGAGGAGCUAUAGAUGGUGUAGAGAAUGAAACUGACAAUGAUGAUGAAACUGAGCUCUUUGGUCAGAACAGUAAUAAUCAUGUUCCCAGAGACAAAAUUGUUUAUAUGACUGUCAGUGACUCGCAGCAGGAACAUGAAGAUUAUAAUGUGGCUGAAAUAACCAAUGAGGUUUCUAUGGAAGUAAUUGUAGGAGAUGAAGAUGCUGAUGGCACAGCUGCAGCUGCAACUGAGCAUGAACAACAGAUGGAUGAGAGUGAAAUAAAAGCAGCUUUUAUGCCUAUUGCAUGGGCAUCAGCUUAUGGUAAUAAUUCUGAUGAAAUUGAAAACCAGAAUGUCACUGCAAGUGCUGACUUGAACCUAGAUGAAUAUAGUGACCUUGGCAGACCACCUACACAACAACCAAAGAAAAAAAGAAGAAGUGAAUCCAGACAGUACCAAAAAGGAAUAAUUGUUGGCCCUGAUGGACAAACCUUUAUAGUCUAUCCUUGCGUGUACUGUGGAAAGAAAUUUAAGUCCAAAAGUUUUUUGAAAAGACACAUGAAAAACCAUCCUGAACACCUUGCCAACAAAAAAUACCACUGUACUUACUGUGAUUACAGUACCAACAAGAAGAUAAGUUUACACAAUCACCUGGAGAGCCACAAACUCACCAUUAAAACAGAAAAGACCACAGAAUGUGAUGACUGUGGGGAGCAUUUCUCUCAUGCGGGAGCUUUGUGUACUCAAAAAACAAUGCGUAAAGAAAAAGGAGCUAACAAAACAUACAAGUGUAAGUUCUGUGAGUAUGAAACAACUGAACAGACAUUACUGAAUCACCACUUAUUGGCAGUCCACAGCAAGAAAUUUCCUCACAUUUGUGUAGAAUGUGGUAAACGUUUUCGUCAUCCAUCAGAGCUCAAAAAGCAUAUACGCGUCCAUACUGGAGAGAAGCCCUAUGAAUGCCAGUAUUGUGAGUACAAGUCUGCAGACUCUUCUAACUUGAAAACACAUAUAAGAACAAAGCAUAAUAAAGAGAUACCACUGAAGUGUGGCAUCUGUCUCCAGACUUUCUCAGACACCAAAGAGGCCCAGCAGCAUGCUCUUACCCACCAAGAAAACAGGACACACCAGUGUAUGCAUUGUAACCAUAAGAGUUCAAACUCAAGUGAUUUGAAGAGACAUAUAAUUUCAGUUCACACAAAGGACUACCCUUAUAAGUGUGACAUGUGCAACAAAGGGUUUCAUAGGCCUUCAGAACUCAAGAAGCAUGUGGCUACCCACAAAAGUAAAAACCUGCACAAGUGUAGACAUUGUGACUUUAACAGUCCAGAUCCUUUUCUGCUAAGUCGCCAUAUUCUCUCACUUCACACAAAGACUGCUCCAUUUAAGUGUAACAGAUGUAAAAAAGGAUUUCAACAACAAUGUGAGCUUCAAAAGCAUAUGAAGACACAUAGUGGUAGGAAAGUGUAUCAAUGUGAGCACUGUGAAUAUAGCACUACAGAUGCCUCAGGCUUUAAGCGGCACGUUAUCUCCAUUCAUACAAAAAACUAUCCUCACUGCUGUGAGUACUGCAGGAAAGGAUUCCGGAGACCCUCGGAAAAGAAUCAGCACAUACUGCGACAUCAUAAAGAAGUAGAUCUGCCCUAA